CAAAGCCCUACGCUUGCGCCCUACCCCUAAGCCCUCAUUUCUGCUCUUGGAAGGACAAGCCAUCUCCCUCCCAUCGGGAAUCGUCCCUAUCAUGGCCGACAUUACUGUGACAGGCCCGAAAGUUGAGGAGUCUAUCUCCUCUGACCUCCCCGUGCUCGCGACCGAGGAUGAUAGUCAUGUGGUCCCCAAACUGUCGCAUCCCCUCGAAGAAGAGGACGGCACUGUGUCGCCGCGGGCAUCCAAAAAGCGCCGUCUCGAGUCCGAACCCGCCGACCUCAUCUUGCCGCCACACCCCAGUGAAUUAACAGCAGAUCAAGUCCCCGGAAAUCAGAUUGAGCAGGAAUUGGCAUCUGCGCUGGGACCCAGUAUCGUGGACACAGUUGAACAUCCCGAGGGCACCCCGAGUCAAAUUGAUGGGACGGCAGCGGAAACCACAGUUGCGCCCGAGACAACGGCUGACAUCGAUCCCGACAUGGCCACCGUGAUCUCGAGCAUCAUGAACCAUGCCGAACGUGUGGAGGAACAAGUCGUGAUCGGUCAACAGCAGCUAGCGGAUACCGCAAGUCCGGCUCCGAAAGGCAUGGUGUUUGUCAAGGCCAACUCACAUCUAAAGAUUCAGAGUCUGCCGAUUCUAGACAAUCUGUCGACGCAGAUUUUAUCGUUGCUUGCCAAGUCUUCGUACCAAGAAAUCACCUCGUUCGUUUCCGAACCGGAAACUGAAAGUGGUCAAGCCUACGCUACCAUGCGAUCGUUGUUCGACCACACGAAAAAGGUUUAUUCGACCAAGAAGUCUUUCUUGUCCCCGACCGAAUUGGAGCUUACUGAGCCGUCGCAAAUCGACAUCAUUCGGAAGGCUAAUCUGGCGUCCUUCGUCUCGAGCAUCUUCGGCACUCAGGAGAUUGGAUUCUCUGAGCUCAACGACAACUUCCUUGAUGUAUUUGUCCCCGAAGGGGGGCGUCUACUCAAGGUGCAAGGCGCCUUGUUUCUGGAGCUCAAGACCCAGGCGUUCAUCGCGUCCAUGAACAAUUCAGAGCGGACCCGGACAGAGUUGCUGUUCGACCUCUUCCCAGAUGACCUGGAGCAACAGCUCUUGGACCGGCGCCCGGGAACGAGGCAGCUGGCUCCCAGCGAGGCAGACUUUGUUAAGCGCGCCGGAUCGCGCCGUGAGAUUCUCCUUAGCGACGUCAACAACGAGGAAGCCAUGAAGGCCUUGCCGGACAAAUACCACUGGGAGGACUUUCUUCGCGAUCUGAGCUCCUACAUCACCAAGAAUUUUGAUACGAUCAGCAACCAACAGACGAAAAAGAUCGCAAAGGGUCGCCAACCAUCCUCGUCGAAUGGAGAUUCCCAGGAACCACCCAGUGCACCCCUUCAGGGCCAGUUUCCGGUCUCAUCGCAGCCACCGGAUGUUCCAGUUGACCGAAACAUGCACGGCGAUCUUGUUGCUCGUGCAGCGCGCGCGGCGCAGAUUGCUCUCCAGGGCCAUGGCUUAAGGCGUUCACAACAGCAGCAGCAGCAACAGCAGCAGCAGCAACAGUACCAGCAACCGCAUCCCCAGCAAAAUCAACAGCAGUCACAUCAAAUACACCAACCGCAGCAGCACCAGCCGCAGCAGCACCACCAGCAACACACAAUUCACCAACCCCAGCAGAUGCAGCAGCAGCAGCCGCCUCCUCAGCACGCACAGCCACAGGGUGGCCAAAUCUUGCAUGGGUACUCUGCCGCCCAGCCGACGGGUCAGAUGCCUCAUCAGCAGACUCACCAGCAACCUUAUCAUCACAGUCCAGCGCCGUCUGGCUAUCAACACCCACCCAGCCAGCUUACAUUCCAGCCGAGCCCUCUGCAGGCUAAUUUCCAGCAGUACAGCCAUGUGACACCUGCAUCGAUUCCGCGACCGAACUCGGCUGCGGCCAAUCAUGGGUACAUGCCGGGAAUACCACACUAUUCUCAGUCGCAACCCACUCAGGUGCUAUAUGAGCGGGCUCGCAUGGCGGCCUCGGCCAAGUCAUCUCCGAGCAGCCGCAAAUCCGGCUUGCCGAGUCAGCGUCGUCCCUGGACAACUGAGGAGGAGAAUGCUUUGAUGGCAGGCUUGGAUCGUGUUAAGGGACCCCACUGGAGUCAGAUUCUCGCCAUGUUUGGCCCUGGAGGUACCAUAAGUGAGGCCUUGAAGGAUCGCAACCAGGUGCAACUCAAGGAUAAGGCGCGUAACUUGAAGCUUUUCUUCCUCAAGAGUGGCAUCGAGGUCCCCUACUAUCUGAAGUUUGUCACGGGUGAGCUGAAGACUCGUGCCCCGGCCCAGGCCGCCAAGCGGGAAGCCCGCGAGCGGCAGAAGAAGCAGGGCGAGGAAGACAAGGCCCAUGUGGAAGGUAUCAAGGGUAUGAUGGCACUUGCUGGCGCCCAUGCUCAGCCAGUUCCUAUGGGUCACGGUCACGAUGCCAUGUCUGCUUCCCCUGGACUGCCACAUGACCCCAAUGCUCAUUCAACAUUCGACCAGACGGCCGAACAGAACCUGAUGCAGACCCUUGGUCAAGAAGUGCAUGGAGAGUCCUUUGGGCAACCUCAGCAUCAUCAUCACCAGCAUCAGCAUCACCCUCAUGCGCACCAUCAGGAUCACGUCGAUCCCAACAUGCAUCUGGGUCAGUGAUGGGCUUCAUGCUUCAACUGGCAGGUGUUCUUCACGUCUCCACUUCGCCUCUUCCUCACUUUUCACGUAUUGUAUUCUUCGUCUUCGUCCUGCGUCGGUGGCUUUGAGCGGUUCCACAGCCUACAACAGUCUAUUUACUUGUGAAUCUCUUGGUGGGUGCAUAUGGGGUUUGAUGCAUAAAUUGCGAAUGGUAGCCGAAACUGUAGGAGUAAUUUGCGGAUUGUACCAUACAACAAUAACUGAUAAUCAUGUUUCUUCUGUCUUUCCCAAUC
Messenger RNA from Aspergillus homomorphus CBS 101889, 2916 nucleotides. Its product is annotated as putative MYB DNA binding protein (Tbf1). NCBI's taxonomy places the organism in Eukaryota, Fungi, Ascomycota, Eurotiomycetes, Eurotiales, Aspergillaceae. Gene Ontology annotation, biological process: telomere maintenance via telomere lengthening. Gene Ontology annotation, molecular function: protein homodimerization activity; double-stranded telomeric DNA binding. The record is from RefSeq and is a predicted model, not a curated record. Bases 92 to 2644 code for a protein of 850 amino acids. The transcript has 4 exons.